Oryzias latipes (Japanese medaka) is the source of this 802-nucleotide messenger RNA. It is a transcript of the gene pmf1, whose product is annotated as polyamine modulated factor 1. The record is from RefSeq and is a predicted model, not a curated record. Lineage: Eukaryota; Metazoa; Chordata; Actinopteri; Beloniformes; Adrianichthyidae. Gene Ontology annotation, cellular component: MIS12/MIND type complex. Gene Ontology annotation, biological process: chromosome segregation.
UUGGCGGGUAAGGGGAAAAAGGUAAACAUGGAGGAAAGCAGCUGUCCUCAGCAGCUAUCGGAAAGAGUUGAAGAAGACAACUUUAACGAAAAGAAUACAAACGCUGCCCUGGGAGAGGCUUCCUCACAGAUGUCGAACACGGAUGGCGUGAAUAAACCAGCAGAGGAAACCAACGUUCAGUACAAUAGGCUGAAGCUGUUUGACAAAGUGAUGCAGAAAAGUUUAAAAAAAUUCGUAGAGAUCGCCAGUGACAAAGGAUUUGCUAGCAUGUUCCGUCCAUUGUAUAAGAAGAAUCCCCAGAAGAUGGAAAGCAUUCACAAGAAGUUUGCAGAGGAGCUGCAGAAAACUAUUCAGGAGGACAUCAGCAGGCUAACCGAAGAAGGCAUGUUGGAGUUCAAGUUGAAUGAGCUCGACAAGCUGGAAGAUGCUGCUAAAAACGAUCCAAACCCUGCAUGGCGUCCAAGUGGAAUCCCUGAGCAAGACUUCUGCAGUUUUUUGAUGCCGUAUUACCAAAAACAGGAGGCCUUCCUGCGACUGGAGCUGAAGAAGAUUCAAGCAGAGAAUGCUGCUCUGGCUCAGAAGGUUCAGGCAGGAAGAGAAAAUAUUGCUCAGACUGAACAGCGGAUUUCCACAGCUGUCAAUGAGUGGAAGGCCGCUGUAGCUGAGUUUGAAAAGCUGUCUUCUUCCCUUUGUCCUGCUGAUGUUUUUGAUGUGUGAUCAUCAAAUCAGCUGACAGGAAAUGAUUUUGUAUAUUUUGUUUGUUUUUAUAUUUCUGAAUAAAGAAAAAAAAUACGUUCUGGAA